ACCAGAAGCACUUGUUGGAUUUUGUUGAAGACAUAUUUGAAAAACUGUUUUCACAGACAUGUCAAGGAAAGUUAUUGUGGUGUUUGCACUGCUGGUUGCACUGCUGCCACCCUCUGCAGCUGGAGACGCCGAAGGCACUCCUCUCCUGCAGCAGCUUCUAGCCAAGACGGAGAAGGCGAGAGGCACCGCGGGCGGAAUGGAGACGGUGCCUCGGGCCCCUUCAGCACGCGCGGAGAGACGGGCACACCUAUCGGAGGACGAGCGGGAGAUCAUGACAAAACAAAUAAUGCAAGCAAUCUCAGAGAUGAGGAACUCUGAGUGCAUGUCAGAUCGGGACUACCAGGGCUGGGUGGACUUUGGACGCCGGGACGCAGAAUGAGCCACAGCGAGCUGACAGCUCAGGAUUCCUGCUUUUUGGUCACGUUUUAUUGAAAGCCCAUGUUCUACUUCCACUGCAACUCUAUGAAUAAAACUGUUCUGCAGAA
Molecule: messenger RNA, 485 nt
Organism: Gasterosteus aculeatus aculeatus (three-spined stickleback)
Lineage: Eukaryota; Metazoa; Chordata; Actinopteri; Perciformes; Gasterosteidae
Biological process (GO): digestion
Cellular component (GO): extracellular region; axon
Molecular function (GO): neuropeptide hormone activity
Source: RefSeq, a predicted model, not a curated record